Cladocopium goreaui is the source of this 972-nucleotide messenger RNA. NCBI's taxonomy places the organism in Eukaryota, Dinophyceae, Suessiales, Symbiodiniaceae. The record is from the annotation of a GenBank genome assembly.
AUGACCACCGUGUGCCCGUGGUGGGUCUGCUGCUGCUGCAAAAUCGAACCCGUGCGGAGCCAUGGGGACAAUCCCUGGGCCGCUUAUGCGGUUGGCACCAAUCAGGGCAACCCCGCCAGCAUGAACGUGGGUAAUCGGAGCAUGCGCAUGAACAACAACGACUUAUCCUGGGGCCUUGGCACCUUGGUUUGGACCACACAGGUGCACAACUAUGCUCCGCGCCUCUACCAGUGCCAUUCAAACGCUGCGGAUCGUCAGGCCUUGUUUGAACCCUAUGUGCAAUACAUUCAGUGGCUCUGCAGGAAAUGGGAGCAGCAUUGGAACGUCAUCGGAAUCGAACUGCUGAACGAGCCGGUCUUGGGCGGGAUGCCCAAUUUAAAGCGCUUUCUCAGCUGCCGCCGAGACCUCUUCGAUUUUUAUGCCAACGUCAUGGACAGCUUGGGCAAGAGUGAUCCACCCAUUCGCGCGCCCCUGGCGCUGGAAGACGGUUUCGGCAGCCUGGGCAGCGGCUCAAAUUUCAUGAAGGUGCUCUCGAUGAUUCCCAUUUCCAGCUUUGCCAAAGAGAAACUGAAGGAGUGGGGAGAAAAGAAUCAGCUGAUCUUGAGCAUUCACUGGUACCCCAGCGGUGGCACGCUGGGGCAUUUGGCGAAAGUCACGGUGGAACAGUACGUGGCGAUGGGGAAGAAAGAGUCGGCCGAACUGAUGGCGUCGUCUCCCAUUUGGGUCUCGGAAUUCUGUAUGCUUCUUCCAGAACAUACGGCCAAGUAUCUGGCCGAGUUUACCAAUGCUGGUUCACCCUGCACCACCUACUGGCAGUAUACGGACACACAGUACACGCAGAGCUUCGGUUGGUACAAAUAUCCACCUGAGGUGGGGCGGAGAAGCGUUUUUUCGCGGAGAUUUUUUCAUGGGGAAAGAAGUGGGAUGGGAUGGGGACAUAUACAUAAUGACCAUGGGGCCCCUGUUCGAUAG